Molecule: messenger RNA, 1556 nt
Organism: Nicotiana attenuata
Lineage: Eukaryota; Viridiplantae; Streptophyta; Magnoliopsida; Solanales; Solanaceae
Product: WAS/WASL-interacting protein family member 3-like
Exons: 3
Coding region: 1-1239 (412 amino acids)
Biological process (GO): intracellular calcium ion homeostasis
Cellular component (GO): perinuclear region of cytoplasm
Source: RefSeq, a predicted model, not a curated record
AUGCCGGAAAAGAAGAUUGGCUAUCUUUCGUUGAAAACCAAAUCGUUUGUAGGUUUUCUACUUUAUACUGGCACUUUUUGCCCCUACAUUAUAAAAAACCUAUUGGGUUUGAUACACUUCAUUCUCUCACUAUCUUUUUGGGUAAACCACCUUAUCCUCCUUAUCAAAGAAAAUAGAGAUGACUAUAUUUUCAUUUUAUUUUCUGCAUUAUGCAGCUUGCAGCGACGAAUCAAUCCUCUUGAGCUUGACAAUGAGGCACUUGCUUUUAAGCCUGUUUUGGGUCCCAUGCUUGCAAGAAUAUACCACAACCCUCAAAACAAGGAAGAAAAUCAAUCUCGGCUACAAAAAAUUUUGCAGUUUUGGGGUACAAAGGAAGUUUACGAUCAGGAUACUAUCCGUGCACUUGAAAAUGAGAUGAUAGGUGGGCAGCCUGCAAAUUUUUCUGCUCCUCCAAGGGAAUUAAUCAUGGCAGAUCUUUCUGCUGGAGCAGGAUUAAUGGCAGCAAACCAGGGUACUUUACAGUGGAAGCCUGACCAGCAAAGUUUCGCAAAUUUAGCUGAUCAAGGCAAACAAGUUCCUCCUAUACCAUCUGUAGCACCACAGCAAUUUCAUCCUGGUGCAGUUCCGCCUACUGGAUUUCCCGGGUCAAUGCCUGUACCAUCUUCUGUUCCACCAGCAAACCUACAACCUGCAGCUCAUCUGACACCAGCAUCAACUGCAAAUGUAGGUGCAAAACUACCUCCGUACCCCUUGUUCCCUCCUGGUCUUAUUCCUGGUAUGGUCAGGAAGAUGCAGAUUGGUAGUGGGGUGCCUUACUCUCCCAUGAGCCCCUUGGAUAUCCCCACCAUUGUACCUCCGUCCACUGUAUCAGAAUCUGAAAUUCUUGAAAGAGUGUCUAAAUUUUUUAAAGAGAUUGGAGAAGUUAAUCCAUCAGAAGGACCUGUUAAACAAUCUGAUUCAGCCAAUGAUUAUGAUGACUAUGAGAGAGAGCCUCCUGUUCGCAAAGGAGGGGCUUGUAUUCCUCCACCUCCUAACCUUCAAGUCGACCCUGAAACCGGGACUUAUGCUGAUGGAAGUGUGGUGCAGAAACCUGGAUCGAAUAGCUCAGGGCGAUUAGGACUUGGAGCCACAGCUGAUCCAAACGAGCGUAGUCAAUAUGAUGAUGUUUACACUUCUUACAGGAAAGAGAGAAGCACCAAUUAUCAUUCAUCAAUGAGCGUAAGAACUGCUGCGAGGUAAUUGAGUCGAUAAUGUUGACUAUUCCUGGAAGGAGUUUAAAGCUUUCAUGGCAAAAAUUUUGCCCUUUGAGCUACAGUUGAGUGGACAGAAGUUGUGUGUCUUUUAAGUUGUAAAUUAUGAUGAAUAUUGAUCCGACACUGCAACAUGUAACGAAACGAGCUAGCUCUACGCCUCUACCCCUAUCUUUCUUCACUGAGCAGCUAGUUAGCUGUGUUAUUUGAUCUUUCAUAUGUUUUUCUUCCAUUUCGUCCUAUUUUUCUGGGAAUGACGAUGCUACCGAUAUUUUUGGCAGAGAUGUUUUACUGGGAUGUUUGUCA